UCUGGUUGUAUCUAAUAUAGUGCUUAGUACCACAUGCAAACCCUCACUCCCUAUUCCCGAACCAAGUGUUCUUCCCGAGACACGUGUCAUCACUUUCAUUCUCCUUAAAUUGAUUCUUACAACUCUCAUCACCAUCACCUUACCCUUACCCUUACCCUUACCCUUACCUCUCUCUCUCUCUGCGCAAGUGCCAAAAAACCCAAAAUCACAAGCUUCAAUUCCCUUCAAUGGAGGAGCCCCACCAAACUCGAAAAGAGAAGAACAGUCCUCCUGCUUCACAGGUUCUGGCACUCUCCAUCCUCGUCCCUUUCGGAGCUACUCUCCUCUUCCUCGCCGGCAUCACCCUCACCGCCACCGUGACUGGGCUCGCCGUCACCGCCCCACUGUUUGUAAUCUUCAGCCCCGUCUUGUUCCCCGCAACCCUAGUCAUUGGUUUGGCUGUCGUCGGGUUUCUGACAUCUGGAGCAUUUGGCGUCACCUCACUCUCUUCGUUUGCUUCGAUGGCCAACUAUCUCCGCCGCUCACGGUUGCCGGAAACCCUGCAACAUGCAAAGUGGCGUGCGCAAGAGAUCGUGGGCCAAGUGGCCCACAAAACUCAGGGAGCUGGCGACAGUGAAGAAAGCACGGCCGUGGAAACAGGACAGGAGGCCCAAAGUGAGGCCCGUUAAGCAGGAAAAGUAUUAAAGGUUUGAUUUUAGGCGUAGACUUAUAUAUUGUAAUGUUUUCUGAAAUAUUGACGCUUAAAUAUAUGGUAUGUUGUAAAAACAGUUUGUAGUCUGCUUCUACCAAUAAAUUGCCAUGCCACGUGUUAAUUAG
Messenger RNA from Gastrolobium bilobum, 816 nucleotides. Its product is annotated as oleosin H2-like. Lineage: Eukaryota; Viridiplantae; Streptophyta; Magnoliopsida; Fabales; Fabaceae. Gene Ontology annotation, biological process: response to freezing; seed oilbody biogenesis; lipid storage. The record is from RefSeq and is a predicted model, not a curated record. The transcript has a single exon. Gene Ontology annotation, cellular component: membrane; monolayer-surrounded lipid storage body. The coding region runs from base 228 to 668 and encodes 146 amino acids.